GUGAUGUGUAAUAAGAUUGGACUGUUAUAUGAGGGGGUUGGCUGAGAGAGUCAGGAGAGGGGGUGUCUGCACUGUGAUUUCCCAACGAAACGUCAACGUUAGAGCGCCACGGCAGCAAGGGAACUACAGCAGUGCUCUUCAUGCGGGAAAUUAUGCCUGGUUUCUUGGGCAGAGAGGGACGCUCAAAUCACCAGGGAAACAUGAAUAUUACAUAUUUAACCUUUUGAUUUAGGCCAGUAGACAUACAUUACUGUGUUAACCACAAUGUUCUAGAAAAAAAAAUCAAAUUGCUGUGCUCGACACCGUCUGUCCCGUCGUCAGUAUGGAGAAGACGAUCUGCAGUCCGCAUCCUGGGACAAAUAAAACGAACUCUGGUUCACUGCUUUCGGACAAGGGGAAUUCGGGUAGAAAGAUCGGACGAGCUGGUUCUCACAGCCCCGGCUCGGCUUCGCUUGGGAAUGGGGCCGGUGGAGGAGUGAGUCGGGGAGGUUUAUUGGGAAACAGUAUGCAUUUUCAGCAAGCGUGUAAGCGUCAGUUAGAAGGAGUGUUGAGCAAAUACACAAACUUAAUUCAAGGAUGGCAGAACAGGUACUUUGUGCUGGACCCAGAGCUGGGACAGCUGCAGUACUUUGUACAUGAACAUGGCAAGAGCCAGAAGCCCAGGGGCUCCCUGCCACUGAUUGGUGCGUCGGUUGUCCAGAGUGAUGAGGCACCACACAUGUUUAUCGUCAACUCAUUCCAUGGCGAGCUUUACAAGCUCAGAGCAUCCGACGCCAAAGAGCAGCAGUUCUGGAUGAACCAACUCCAAGCGUGCGCCAGACGCCAUUCCGACAGCAGUGCCAAGGUCUGGAAGCUUAAGGGAUCGGAUGAGCACCUGAGUGUGGAGAGAACGACGGGAGGCAGCCAGGAGGGGCUGGGCUCGUCGUCUUCCGGUCGGUCCCGUAGCGUCUCCCUCCUCCCCCACCUCCCACCAGCCUCCUCAUCGCCUGGUAUCCAGAGGCACUUGGCGUGCCCGGGCACACCGAGCAACAUUGUGACCAUCACCCACCACAAGUCCCCAGCCGCUGCUCGACGGGCCAAGAACCAGUAUCCCGGCCGACUACUGGAGGUCAAAGAGGCGGUGAGCCAAGCAGAGGGCCAACAGAAGAACCUGGUCCAGUCCAUCGAGUCCCUCCCCACGCGAGGACCCCUUUCCUGCCUGGACCAGGACCUCCUGCUCCUCAAAGCCACGUCGGCCGCCACCCUGAGCUGCCUGGGAGAGUGCCUGAACAUCCUGCAACAGACCCAAACCCACAGCCAGCCCCAGGCCUCCCAGCCCAACCACCCCCGCGGUCCCCCCUCCGAUGGUGUUCCUGUGUGGAGUGUACCAAAGUUGCCCUCGGGGGAGCACCUGAAGAACGGCGGCCCAACCCCUCUACGUUCUGCCGAGCCCUCCCCAGCCCUCAGGAAAAAAAGCCCUGCCCAUGGUGCUGAGCAGCACCCAGCGGGGUUGAAGGCCGUCAGCCCCAGUGAGGAGGUGACUGACAUGGAGGACAAUGACGAGGAGGACCUGGGAGUGUUGGACGACCAGCGAAGCAUCAUCCUGCACCUCCUCUCCCAGCUCAAACUGGGCAUGGACCUCACCCGGGUGGUGCUGCCCACGUUCAUCCUGGAGAAGCGCUCCCUGCUGGAGAUGUACGCUAACUUCAUGGCCCACCCGGACAUGUUCCUGUCCAUCACGGCUGGAGCCACGGCGGAGGACCGCAUCGUACGCUUCGUGGAGUACUAUCUUACCGCCUUCCACGAGGGACGCAAAGGCGCUGUGGCCAAGAAGCCUUACAACCCGGCACUGGGCGAGACAUUCCACUGUUCCUGGGAGGUGCCUCGGGACAGAGUGAGGCCCCUCAGGUCUCAGGGCCCCAGGGAAGCAGCCUCCAGGGGCCCCAACAACACCCAACAGCAGGACGAUCCAUCGGGGACUGAGUGUUACCGGGUUCGCUUCGUGGCUGAGCAGGUGUCACACCACCCGCCCGUCUCAGGAUUCUACUGCGAGUGCCCAGAGAGGAGUAUGUGUGUCAACACCCAUGUGUGGACAAGAAGCAAGUUCAUGGGCAUGUCCAUUGGUGUGUCCAUGAUAGGGGAAGGGACCUUAUGCCUUCUGGAGCAUGACGAGGAGUAUGUCUUCACGCUGCCCUGUGCCUACGCCCGCUCCAUCCUCACCGUGCCAUGGGUGGAGCUGGGUGGCAAAGUCACCAUCAACUGUGCCAAGAGUGGAUACUCAGCCACAGUCACAUUCCACACCAAACCUUUCUAUGGAGGGAAGGUACACAGGGUGACUGCAGAGAUCAAACACAAUCCGACCAACACUAUUGUGUGCAAGGCCCAGGGGGAGUGGAACGGAACCUUGGAGUUCACCUAUAGUAGUGGGGAGACCAAAGUGAUUGACACAACCAAACUGCCAAUCAUCAAGAAGAAGCUCCGGCCUGUGGAAAAGCAGGGACGGAAUGAGUCCAGGCGGUUAUGGCAGCAUGUCACCAAGUCACUGAAGGAGGGGAACAUGGACGAGGCCACGGAACACAAGCAUCGUCUAGAGGAGCGCCAGAGAAGGGAGGAGAUGCAGAGAGCUGCAGAUAACUCGCCCUGGACACCCACAUAUUUCAGCAAAAAGGGAGAAGGCUGGAUCUACCACAAUACUCUGUGGAAAUCGCACUGGCACAAGAACCAGACUGCUCUAACAGAGUGCCUCUAUCCCCCUAAAUGAGGGACGAGGCCAGGGGAAGGAUAAUGAUGGAACAGCGUAUUGAGGGAGUGAUGCCACUCUCUAUUGGGACCUGAGAUACUGACUCUUAAUGACAUGGACAAAGGACACACUCAUGUGGAUCAAGGUGCCAAAGUGGUUUCCACUUGAACUACGAGGGUGGGGGCGGGACAAAUAUAGAUUUUUUUUUAUAGUGUUCGAAGGUAGAGCGUUUCGAUUUUUCACUUUGCCCAAGGCAAUAUUUUUUUUGCAAAUGCACAGUAUGAUAUGAUUUGCCACCAUUUUUUUUUGUACCAGUUGUGUUGACACAAAUGGUCCAUUUUGGUCCAAUCGCCUUUAUUUGUCACACAGCAUCAGAAUGCAAUGGUAGAAGAAUGCAGAUGGCAUCAGAUCAGGAGUCCAUUGCCGUGUUGGUGGAAUACAACCGUGAUCAUGGCAGAGAUGCGUUUGUGUUACAUGAGUUCCCGUCCUGUUUUUAACAAAUGCUGAUGACUUAGAAGUAGCCGAUUUCCUACCACUUUUCCAUUCCACCCAUCCUUAUCCCAUCCCGACCUUUGGAAGGAGUUUCGACCAUUCCUGAACGGAGCGGACUGCCUCAGCUCUUCCAUGCAAACAGAUUUCCCAUCACUCUCUUCCCCACUUAUUGCGGUCGUAAUACCACACCGUCGCCGUUUUUUUGCUUUAGGUUCCAACGGUCGUGUCGGACUGUCCAUCUCCCGAUUGGGGUCUUUCCUCCUUCCAGGGACGUGUCCUUAGGUUGGCAUUGAUGUCACAUAAUUAAGCUGGGGCUGUACCCAGCUCACGAACUCCUCAUGCUAAUAUCUCAGUGGGCUGCCUCUGCAUUGAAUAUGGAUGAGGUGCACAGGAAGACACAACCACAUUCUCACAGAGGGGCACCGUCUCUCCAGAUGUCCUUCUGAAUUAUAUUGUUGACAGGAUAUGAGGUACGGUGGUGGUGGAGGGGAUGUUUUGGGUCAUGCAUAGCUAUUAUACGUUUACAUUUUCACAAAAUGUACUAACUGACGUACAGUAUAUACUGUGUAUAUAUUUAGUUAAAUACUAUUAUACAGUGCAUUCGGAAAGUAUUCAGACCCCUUGACUUUCUCCACAAUUUGCAAAAAUACCUGUUUUUGCUUUGUCGUUACGGGGUGUUGGGUGUAGAUUAUUUAUUAUGUUGAUCCAUUUUAAAAUAAGGCUGUAAUGGAACAAACGUUAGAGCCUUAUUCUAAAAUUGAUUAAAUAAAACAAUUUCCUCAUUGAUCUACACACAACACCCCAUAACGACAAAGCAAAAAUUAUUAUUAUUUUUUUUAAAUGUUUGCAAUUUUUUUAAACAUACCUUAUUUACAUAAGUAUUCUGACCGUUUGUAAUGAGACUGGAAAUGUAAUGUGGAAAAAGGGGUCGGAAUAUUUCCAAAUGCGCUGUAUCUGAUUGCCUUUAUUAUAUUUAUUAUUCAGCCAAACAACUAAUGGAACAUCUUUGUUUUUAGUUUUCUCCAUAUUUUAGUCUUAGAAUAGUGAUCUAGAUUAUAGUGAUAGUGAUCUAUAUUCUCUGGUUGUGAAGUCAUUUCAACCAUCCAUGACUAUAGACUGUGUGUCUUGCAGCAUUACAUUGUAGUACUAUCAUGGUAUCUCUAUUAACGUCAGGAUCUCCUUGCAGUCCAAAUGAGAAAAUCACCAGGGAGGAAAAGUAGCAGUCCAGUUUCUUGCAGCUACUGAGUAAUUUGGAGAAGGGCCCGAUUCCAACUUUUAAGAAAUUGCGCAUUUCUCACGCACACCUUUCCUACGCACUUCUCAAUAGUUGGUAUACUGACUUACCUUAUGAAAGUGCCUACCGGGCUUUGCAGGUGUGGUUCCCUUGCACGCACUGAAUAAAUUAAACUGCUGAAUUACCAUCCCACUUCCUGGCCAACA
Oncorhynchus keta (chum salmon) is the source of this 4651-nucleotide messenger RNA. Its product is annotated as oxysterol-binding protein-related protein 10-like. NCBI's taxonomy places the organism in Eukaryota, Metazoa, Chordata, Actinopteri, Salmoniformes, Salmonidae. Gene Ontology annotation, cellular component: membrane; intracellular membrane-bounded organelle; cytosol. The record is from RefSeq and is a predicted model, not a curated record. Bases 323 to 2740 code for a protein of 805 amino acids. Gene Ontology annotation, molecular function: cholesterol binding. The transcript is spliced from 13 exons.